Molecule: messenger RNA, 1983 nt
Organism: Herpailurus yagouaroundi (jaguarundi)
Lineage: Eukaryota; Metazoa; Chordata; Mammalia; Carnivora; Felidae
Gene: MPZL2
Product: myelin protein zero like 2
Exons: 6
Coding region: 354-1001 (215 amino acids)
Biological process (GO): cell-cell adhesion
Cellular component (GO): plasma membrane
Source: RefSeq, a predicted model, not a curated record
UCCUCUGGGUGUCUCUGAGGCCAUCCAGAGGCCAGAGCCCAGGCCGAUUAACUGCAAAGUCAAGAGAGGACCACAGAGUUUGGAACUGUGUGCGGACCGCUUGCAGCGCAGAGGGCGGGAGGGAGGAAAGGGAGGAGGGCUUAGGGAGCUGAGGCCCCACCUUUCAUUCCAGCAAAGUGCACCGGCGGAGCAGGGAUGAGUCACAGGCACUGGAGCUCAGGUUCCCAUAGGUGAGGGACUGGCUCUUCUCUCUGGGAAAACGAGGUGCCAGUUCUUACUGGAGCGGCCUUGGCAGGGUGUUGGAGCCCUCGGUCUGCCCGGUCUGGUCUCUGGGGCCAGGGCUGGGUUCCCUCAUGUAUGGCAAGAGCACUUCGAGUGCUGGGCUGCUUCUCCUUGGUGUGCAGCUCACAGCCCUUUGGCCUAUAGCAGCUGUGGAAAUUUACACCUCCCAAGUGCUGGAGGCUGUCAACGGGACAGAUGUUCGGUUAAAAUGCACUUUCUCCAGCUUUGCCCCCGUGGGUGAUGCGCUAACAGUGACCUGGAACUUCCGUCCUCGAGAUGGGGGCCCCGAGCAGUUUGUAUUCUACUACCAUGUGGAUCCCUUCAAACCCAUGAGUGGGCGUUUCAAGGAUCGGGUGGUCUGGGACGGGAACCCUGAGCGGUACGACGUCUCCAUCAUCCUCUGGAAGCUGCAGUUUGACGACAAUGGGACAUACACCUGCCAAGUGAAGAACCCACCUGACGUUGAUGGGCUGAUAGGGGAGAUUCGGCUGAGCGUCGUGCACACUGUACGCUUCUCUGAGAUCUACUUCCUGGCUCUGGCCAUUGGCUCUGCCUGUGCCCUGAUGGUCAUAAUAGUAAUCGUGGUGGUCCUCGUCCAGCAUUUCCGGAAAAAGCGAUGGGCCGAAAGAGCUCAUAAAGUGGUGGAGAUAAAAUCAAAAGAAGAGGAAAAGCUCAACCAAGAUAAAAAGGUCUCUGUUUAUUUAGAAGACGCAGACUGACAUUCUUAGAUGGAAGCUGAAGAUUCCCAAGAACAAGCACCCUAGGAUAAGCUGAAGUUAAUGGAAGCUUUUCUUUGGCUUUACCAGUUGUGACUUGUCUUCCAACCAGCCCUGCAGCACAUAACCACCCAGAGAAGCAACGUCUCUCUCUGGAGCCAGCAUAGGCCCAGGGCCCUCUUGAGCUGAUACCGGGAGACUCACACACAGCCCAUCACUACGGUUUUAUUUAAUUUCAGAGUGCAAAUACUUUUCAAAUGCUCAUGAGCUUUUUAUACUGAGAAACUACAUUUUUGCCCUUGAACACUCCUUGGGGAUUAUUAAUUGUAUGCACGCCCAUUGGUGUCAAAUGAGAUGAAAGCCAUCUUGUCAGUCAUGACAUUUCCUUUAAUGUAUUAGUUUCUUCAGAGCAGCGCUCUUGCUGCUAAGGUUAAUGUGUUUACUUUUUCCUUCUCAGUCUCAACUAAAAGAUGAGCCAAUUCUCUCCGCCGUUUUUGAUCAAUUAACAGGAAACCCUAAAUCCCGUUCAACAGUUUGAUUUUUAUGGCUCUCCUUGAGUAUGGGACACAUCUUGUUUUAUUGAAUUUCUUUCAGUAUCCCAGAUGAUUGUCUGUUUUGGUUGAUCCCACAUUUAUAAUUAGCACAAAUCUAAAUCACAGAGUAACUAGAAGAGUUUAUGUAAAUGCUUAUGGAUUGACAGAUGCCACCUCAGGAUGAAUCACUUGUCACCUUUUUUCUCUGUGUUCCGAAAAAACAACCAACAGAGCAAGUCUUCCGUGAGCAGUGGAUACUGUUCAGCUUACUGUUCAGUUAUAACAACAGAGCAAAAUCUGUGCUCUUUUGCAGACUGGAAUCCUCAAGCAGUUACACAGAAGGUUCUGGAAUAGUAUAUUAUGACUAUAAAAAUUUAGGGCUGGUGAAAAAAAUCAAGCCUAAGUGAUGAUAAUUUUGUACAGUGUUAUAUAAAGCUGGGAGAACUGGAUGA